Molecule: messenger RNA, 1747 nt
Organism: Pleuronectes platessa (European plaice)
Lineage: Eukaryota; Metazoa; Chordata; Actinopteri; Pleuronectiformes; Pleuronectidae
Gene: kat8
Product: K(lysine) acetyltransferase 8
Exons: 11
Coding region: 115-1587 (490 amino acids)
Biological process (GO): regulation of DNA-templated transcription
Molecular function (GO): histone acetyltransferase activity
Source: RefSeq, a predicted model, not a curated record
AGGAGCAUAGCGUCUCCCCGCCGCCAUCUUGUCUGUUGUGUUGUUGAGGACCGUCCGCUGUGGACAAGCGGGAUGUGCGCAGGUCUGUGUGGUUGAGUUCAAACCUGCGGGGUCAUGAUGACUGGCGGCAGCGACUUCCACAAGAACUACAACAAGGAGCCGGAGUGUCCGAUGGAGGUGGAGUCCGGCCUCAUGGAGCCCGAGCGGGGGGAGCUGGACUCCAGCGUCCCGGCCGCCUGCUCCUCGAACGGCAGCGGCGGGGAGGAGGACGAGGCGGAGGCCGUCGGCCGCGGCAGGCAAGCCGGGGGCUCGAGUAGUCUGCACACGCCGGGCGGAGGCUUCUGCGGCGGCAGAGAGCAAGAAGUGUCGGUGGAGAUCGGAGAAACGUAUUUAUGUCAAAGAGCCGAUAAAACAUGGCACACAGCUGAGGUGAUCCAGUCCAGACUGAACGAGCAGGAGGGCAGAGAGGAGUUCUAUGUUCACUAUGUGGGAUUCAACCGGCGCCUGGACGAGUGGGUGGGGAAGGCCCGGCUGGCGCUCACCAAGACGGUGAAGGACGCGGUGAGGAAGAGCACGGAGAUCGGAAUAGUCGGGGACUUGGGCGACCAGCCGGAAAGGAAGAUCACACGCAACCAGAAGAGGAAGCACGAUGAGAUCAACCACGUGCAGAAGACGUACGCAGAGAUGGACCCAACGACAGCUGCACUGGAGAAGGAGCAUGAGGCGAUCACUAAAGUGAAAUACGUGGAUAAGAUCCAGAUUGGAAACUUUGAGAUCGAUGCCUGGUACUUCUCACCGUUUCCAGAGGAUUACGGGAAACAGCCCAAACUGUGGAUCUGCGAGUACUGUCUCAAAUACAUGAAGUAUGAGAAGACCUUCAGGCAUCACCUGUCCAAUUGUCAGUGGAAGCAGCCUCCAGGAAAAGAAAUCUACCGGAGGAGCAACAUAUCAGUGUUUGAAGUGGAUGGACGAGACCACAAGAUCUACUGUCAGAAUCUCUGUCUACUAGCGAAACUGUUUCUCGACCACAAGACGCUCUAUUUUGACGUGGAGCCGUUUAUCUUCUACAUCCUCACUGAAGUCAAUAAACAGGGAGCGCACAUAGUCGGCUACUUCUCCAAAGAGAAAGAGUCGCCGGACGGGAACAACGUGGCGUGUAUCCUCACGCUGCCGCCGUACCAGCGCAGAGGCUACGGGAAGUUUCUCAUAGCUUUCAGCUAUGAGCUGUCUAAGCUGGAGAGCACCGUCGGUUCUCCUGAGAAGCCUCUGUCUGACCUCGGGAAGUUGAGCUACCGAAGCUACUGGUCCUGGGUUCUGUUGGAGAUCCUCAGGGACUUCAGAGGAACGCUGUCCAUCAAAGACCUCAGCCAGAUGACCAGCAUCACGCAGAGCGACAUCAUCAGCACGCUGCAGUCGCUCAACAUGGUGAAGUACUGGAAAGGUCAACACGUGAUCUGUGUGACGCCCAAACUGGUGGAGGAGCAUCUGAAGAGCGCCCAGUACAAGAAACCCCCGAUCACAGUCGACACCAUGUGCUUGAAGUGGGCGCCUCCAAAAAACAAACAAGUCAAGUUGUCGAAGAAGUGAAGAACGGAUCCAGGACCCGAGUCCGUCAGCGAGCCGGGUCAUCGGACACCUUCCACUCCUCAACCGACCAAACCCCCGAACCCGCUGUAAUAAAACCCUCUGUAUAUAAUUAUUAGUAGCAUCUGUCUGUAUUUUCUUAAAAUAUAUGUUAAAAAACAAA